Melampsora larici-populina 98AG31 is the source of this 504-nucleotide messenger RNA. RefSeq lists its product as uncharacterized. The record is from RefSeq and is a predicted model, not a curated record. The transcript is spliced from 2 exons. NCBI's taxonomy places the organism in Eukaryota, Fungi, Basidiomycota, Pucciniomycetes, Pucciniales, Melampsoraceae. The coding region runs from base 1 to 504 and encodes 167 amino acids.
AUGCAAGCCCCAGCACAAUGGGCAGAACAAUUCUGGCCUGCUACGGAGCUGCCACCGGUUUUUGACAUGCCCACAAACUCCACUCCGGCCACCUCACAGGAACUUCAUCCUGAUUCCAUCUUUGGUCGCAUCACCAAUGACAUUCACCGUAAAUCCAAUUCCAGCAGCCAAGGAACUGCCGACGGCCUUGAAACAGCCCGUCUUCAUCUUCGGUCACUCUCUAAAAAUGGUGGCCAGGUUCGAAAUUCCUUGUGUCCAGCCGGCUCUAAUGGCAUCAGGAGACCGUGCAAGGCAAGAUCACGCGGACAUGGUAUUCACGGUGGGGUGGUCAAUGGUGUUUUCAGUAGGCAACAGUGUAUAGGUAUUGCGGUUGGAUUGACGAGGUCUCCUACCCCCGGUUUUUUUGCCAAGUUUGGAGCUCAAUGUGAUGCCACUGUUGGCAAGGCUUGCAAUUUCUACAAGAAAAAGUUUAAUAAGGUGGCUUUGUUUAAGUCCAAAUCAUAA